AUGGCGACGCCCUUCUAUCAACUCGUCCCGAACCGUUCUGUCUGUCAUCAGAUGUACCUGAUCAACCACGUCCUCCAAUACGAAGGCUUCGCGGAGUCGGCCCAUCUCACCAAUUGCACUCGUAACGAGCUGACGGCCGCCUAUCGCAUCCUGCCAAAGCGCUCGCCUAACGUGGCUGGGAUGACCGUCGAGAUUCCCUUCACUUACGGCCACAUGUUCGAGAUCGGCCUGGUAGGGCCGUGCCUCAUGAGUGGCAAUACGCUCGCCGUGCAUGGCUUACGCGUGUCUGCUUGUAACGUGAACGGCAGAUUCAUUCACUUCGAGCCUGCGUACGAGAAGCUCUUGCUCCUCCCGUCUUCUCAAACCGUCACACAAGUUCUCGAGCCUCGGCCUCAGUUCCCUGUCCUCUCGGAUGCCAUAGUCCACCACUUGCAGAACUUUGCUCAGGGUAUCCUUGGCCAGUUCAGGGGUAGCGAUCGCGUGCAUGACAUCUUUCACGUCAACAUUGUACCCUCGUACCCUCAUGCAAUUCCUGUCAUGUCGCCACAGCAGACUCUGCUGAACUAUGUCGAGGUCACCCAUGCGCGUCUUCGACCUGCCGUCGAGAGUAUCAUCCAGCAGCGUAUGGGAGAAGACGACUUAAUGGAGGUCGGGAUUGAAGACGCGAUGGAUAGUGAUUUCGAUUUGUUCAACGAGACGCUAGUGAAUCAGUUCCCGGAGCAGUUUGGGGACGCAUCCAUGGAAGAUAUGGUCACGGCGUAUAUAGCCUAUCGUUAUAGACCCACGAGCUCGCUCCCGUUCGUCGGCCACGACGAUGUCACGAAGUCAUCUGUCGCAGAUGCGGACUCGACGGGCAGCGACGGCUAUGCCACGGACGCGAGCUCGACGAACAGCGAGACCUCCAUCUUCGCGGAGGAUGGAUCAGGAAAGGAAGACCGUUUUGCUGCCGAAGACGAUGGAGCGAUGGACGACGACAUCUACGAGAACGACAGCUAG
Peniophora sp. CBMAI 1063 is the source of this 996-nucleotide messenger RNA. Lineage: Eukaryota; Fungi; Basidiomycota; Agaricomycetes; Russulales; Peniophoraceae. The record is from the annotation of a GenBank genome assembly.